This is a messenger RNA of Mycosarcoma maydis (corn smut), 1710 nucleotides long. Its product is annotated as 8-oxoguanine glycosylase OGG1. Lineage: Eukaryota; Fungi; Basidiomycota; Ustilaginomycetes; Ustilaginales. The transcript has a single exon. Gene Ontology annotation, cellular component: nucleus. The record is from RefSeq and is a predicted model, not a curated record. Gene Ontology annotation, molecular function: 8-oxo-7,8-dihydroguanine DNA N-glycosylase activity; damaged DNA binding. The coding region runs from base 1 to 1710 and encodes 569 amino acids. Gene Ontology annotation, biological process: base-excision repair, AP site formation; nucleotide-excision repair; base-excision repair.
AUGGCAACCACUGACAAACUUCCAAAGCGCGACACCCUGACACAAGACGAUCCGCAAAACGAAGACUUCUUCGGCCCACGACCACCACCCGGCUAUUCAGCGCUGCGAGCAGCCACAUCGCAAAUCCUGCUGCCACUGACAGUAUCUAACAAGUGCGGACAAGCGUUUCGGUGGCGAUGCAACAAGGUCUGGGAACCUCGGAGCGGUAGCAUUGGUCCAGAAUACGACGAGCAAAUCGAAUGGUCGCUCUGUCUUGCCGAUCGGGUAGUACUUCUACGUCAAGAUGAACAUCGUGGGUUUCUGUACCACAAAACGUUGCUUCCAGCUGCAAGUUCUUGCUCAACCAACAUCGAACGGGACUUGGAGAUCAGCAGAGAGACGACUCGCUGGCUGACUGACUACCUGAGCCUCGACGUGCCGCUCGAAUCCUUGUAUGCAGAGUGGGCGGAAAAGGAUUCAGUGUUUGCACGCUUUGCAACAAGGUUCUCUGGCCUACGCAUGCUUAGGCAGGAUCCGUGGGAAUGCCUCUGCGCAUUUGUGUGUAGCUCAAACAACAACAUCGCAAGGAUUGGACAGAUGGUGCAGAACUUAUGUACGCAUUUCUCACCGGUGCUGCUCGAGUAUUCGUAUCCCCCUCCACCGGCGUCCGUUCGGGCUUUAGAGUCGAUCAAGACCGAAGCCGAUGGAGAUGCGAGCAAACAAAACCAUGUCGAGCAGGGACAAGUCAAGAUCGCAUUUCACCCAUUCCCACCUGCGGAAGCUUUGGCAAAGCCAGGAGUGGAAGAAAAACUGCGAGAGCUCGGGUUUGGGUAUCGAGCAAAAUAUCUCGCUAGGACGGCACAGAUGCUGUAUGCAACGCAUGGCGGCCAAAAGACAACACCGCGCCCACAAAAGACGGCGGAACACUUGGACCAGACACAUUGGCUAUAUGGUAUCAAAGCUGAAGAGGACAUCUUUUCGACGGGCCAACAGCCAAGUCCGCCCAAUUCAGCUCCAGAUGAUGCCUUGAUAGAACCAAACUCAGAACCGGUGCAGAAGCGUGCGCGCCGAAGCCGAUCUACAGCCCAAGCUUGCAGCAAUCAUUCUGCAGUCAAACCUCUGUUGACUGAAAAAGUGGAACAACAUCAAUUCGAUUCAGUUCGAUCUUACCUGCAACACCUGCGCACACUUUCAUACCGUGAAGCUCGCGACCAGCUCAUCCAAUUUCCUGGUAUUGGGCCUAAAGUAGCCGACUGCAUCCUGCUCAUGUCAUUGGACCAAGCGUCUUCGAUACCGGUAGAUCGACACGUUUUUCAAUUUGCAGAGAAAUGGUAUCGACUUCGUACCAAAAAGUACGAGGAGAUCGCCGAUUAUUUCCGUGAUCUUUGGGGUGACUAUGCAGGAUGGGCACAUAGCGUGUUGUUCACGGCGGAUCUGCGAUCGUUUGCCAAUUACAAGCUUAUUCAGAAGGCUGAUAAUGCACAAGGAAAGGUGGAGAGUCCAGAAGACUUGUGGGGACAAGGGCAAGAGUUGGGCUAUCCUACUCCGCCUCCAAGUCAGGUCAGCCACGAGUCAGCAUUGCCCAAGUUGGAGGCGGGUUAUUCAUCUCCCUGGGCUGCAACUUCGGAGUUGCCGCCGCAGUCGCUGAGGGAGGUGACUGCGAGCACAACACUGACAGAGAGGACUAAGACUCGACCCAAACGCAAGAGCCGACUCAGCUCCAUCGCAUAG